AUGCUGGCCCGGCUAAUAUGGCCCAGCCACCCAGCACAUCUUGAGACCGAGGGGCCAGUGGGCAAGCAUCUUGGCCCAUCAGCCCUAGCCCUGGACCUGGAUCUUGACGACCUCGAUCCUGGGCGCAGUGGCACUCGGAUCUGUCUGGCACUGGCUGAAUUGGGCCCCGAGUUGGCACUAUCCGAGCAGGUACCCCUGCGCAAGUCUUGGGUCGUGACAGGUCUUGGCGUCGGAGAGCUGGGCGACUGGGGUGCUAUGCUCCAUGGUGUGAGCUGCUGCGAGGUAGAUACGAUCGACAGAUGCAUCGGACGGGACCAUAGAGACUUGAGCGUGCUCGUGUCAUUUUGGUAUACAAGCGAGGAGGGUUAG
Messenger RNA from Diaporthe amygdali, 369 nucleotides. RefSeq lists its product as uncharacterized. The transcript has 3 exons. The record is from RefSeq and is a predicted model, not a curated record. Bases 1 to 369 code for a protein of 122 amino acids. Lineage: Eukaryota; Fungi; Ascomycota; Sordariomycetes; Diaporthales; Diaporthaceae.